This is a messenger RNA of Mycotypha africana, 1840 nucleotides long. RefSeq lists its product as uncharacterized. NCBI's taxonomy places the organism in Eukaryota, Fungi, Mucoromycota, Mucoromycetes, Mucorales, Mycotyphaceae. The coding region runs from base 143 to 1417 and encodes 424 amino acids. The record is from RefSeq and is a predicted model, not a curated record. The transcript has 5 exons.
CGGAGAACAAGUAACUCACUUCUACUUUUGACUUAUUUCUCUUAAGCAAUCAGAUUAAUACCAUCCACUUCGUAUCUCUGUUUCCACUGACAAUAAACAACCUUGCAACAUCUCUUAGCUCUCCUCUAUUAAUAUCCUAGAAAUGACAGGAGAUGUUGUAGCUCCUCAUUCUGAUCAAAUUAUAACAGAGGUGAAACAUUGGAUCGAUGAUCAACAUCAAUUGGAACACGGUCAAGCAAGUGUAUCUUAUACACAGCAAUUCGAUGUCGAAGAAUCUUCGGUUGAGCACUACGGAGAUAUGAAACAGAGAUACAAAGAUCAAAUUGAUAAGUAUCGAACGUCUGUUCGGUUGCUUCAGCAAGAGAUAAAACAACAUAAGCGAACAAUAAAAAAGAAAGAUACGGAAACUAGUGUGCUUCGCGCAGAAAAUUUAGCAUACCGUAGGAAACUUGAACAUGUACAGUCUUCACUUAAGGAAGAGCGGGAAAGGUCUCGAGGGGCCCUUGAUUUGCUUCAUAGUUGUCAAGAUGAGCUUAAUGCAAUCAAGUUAAAAAAUGUUGACUUGCAAAAGGAUUUGAAUGUAGCAAACAGCAAGCUGCAGUCUACCUACAUUGAUAACAAAGAGUUACUGCAGGAAAACAAAACCUUGUACGAAGAAAACAGGAACCUGCAGCUGGAUAAUAAGCGACUGUCCGAUUCAGUUGUUCAGUUAAUGGAUGAAAAUCAGAAAGCAAACGAGCAUAGCAAGAACUAUAUAUCGCAAAUUGAAGAGCUGAAAAUGCAGAAAGCAGCAGCGAAACCAUCAAAAACAGCAAUUUACUCACGUACGCCCAGCAUGAUGCAACGGUCGGUCAGUGGAAUGUUUGGCAAUCUGGAAAAGAGUCCUAGCAGUCAGAGUGUUAAACCAAAGAGAAGCAAUAAUGAUGAAAACCACAGGGCUCCUUCUCCAUCCUCUUCUUUUUCUAGGUCAUCUACACCUUCCGCAACAGCAAAUGUUAAUACCUUGACUCCACAAAAACGACCUUUGCAAAUAGCAGAUCAAGCGCAAGAUCGUUGUUUACCUUUGAGUGAUAUAGGGAAUUAUCAGCCUCAGCAACAACGUAGAGCUACUAACGGUGUAAAAAUGUCUAGAACUACAACUACUACCACGACUACUACUACUACUACUACUACUUCAACAACUGCUAUUACUCCGAAGAUCAAGAAAGAAGAGCCACAGCAGCAGCAACGACAGCAAUUAACUCGUGCAAAAACCACUUCUAUUGUUCCAUCUUCAACUGAUACCACAUAUUCAACAAAUGCAAAUAUACCCGCUCCCCUUGAUUCACAUCAUCGACAUGGCCGAGGUCACUUAGAAGGGGAGACAUGCAUUGCGUGUCAAAAUGUAAUGCAUUUUAGAAUCAAUAAAAGAAAGUAGUAGACUAACAAUACUGAUUCAUUUUUUCCCUUUGAACCCCUUUCUUUAUAGUUCUAUGCUGAUGAAACUCUAACAACCGCUCUGAAUGGGCAGCAAAUCAAUGUAACUCGUGAUGAACGUAUUCAAGCCCACUCUCGCCAUCGAUAUCAGCGACAACAGCGUCCAUCUACCCCUCCAGGAUUCUGGAGUAUUGAGUUCUCACCAGAAACUUAUCUAAAUACCGAUCGCCGCUAGUAAUCGAAUAUCCAAUAUAUGUUUCAAUGAUUAUAAAGCAUUUUAAAGUUAUCACAUAAGUAAGCCGAGGAACAGCCUGAAUGGGGUUAUAUUUACCCUAGAUUUGCUGAAUAAGCAAUAGGCGAGCUGUCUCGUUUAAAACUCCGUACUACUUUUGUGUAAAGCUCCGACUCUGGUCUCUUGAUGGUC